Nyctereutes procyonoides (raccoon dog) is the source of this 2391-nucleotide messenger RNA. Its product is annotated as T-cell surface glycoprotein CD1c-like. Gene Ontology annotation, cellular component: external side of plasma membrane. The transcript is spliced from 6 exons. Gene Ontology annotation, molecular function: endogenous lipid antigen binding; exogenous lipid antigen binding; lipopeptide binding. The record is from RefSeq and is a predicted model, not a curated record. The coding region runs from base 17 to 1015 and encodes 332 amino acids. NCBI's taxonomy places the organism in Eukaryota, Metazoa, Chordata, Mammalia, Carnivora, Canidae. Gene Ontology annotation, biological process: immune response; antigen processing and presentation, exogenous lipid antigen via MHC class Ib; positive regulation of T cell mediated cytotoxicity.
AGCAUCUGCAGGUGACAUGCUGCCUCUGGAGCGUGUCCUGCUGGCCGCUCUUCUCCUGUGGGGCGACAGCGCGCAAGCCAUCCAGGAACACCUUGUGUUCACUAUCAUCCAGAUCUCAUCCUUUGUCAAUCAGUCCUGGGCGCAGCAUCGGGGCUCAGGGUGGCUGGGUGACGUGCAGACUCAUGGCUGGGACAGCGACUCUGGCACCAUCAUUUUCCUGCACACCUGGUCUAAGGGCAACUUCAGUGACGAGGAACUCAUAGAUCUGGAGAUGCUGUUCCGUGUCUACCUCAUUGGAUUAACCCGGGAGGCCCAAGAAUAUGCCAGUCAACUGCACUUCACGUAUCCUUUUGAACUACAGGUGGUCGCUGGCUGUGAGCUACAUUCCAGUGACAUUUCAAAAGGCUUCUUGCAGUCAGCUUAUGAAGGAUCAGAUUUUGUGACUUUCCAAAACAUGUCCCUGGUGCCAUCUCCAGGAGCUGAUAGCAAAGCCCAGAGUGUCUGUUAUCUCAUAAACCAGUACGAAGGCAUCAAGGAAAUAGUGUACAGGCUCAUCACAAGCACCUGUCCCCGAUUUGUCUUGGGUCUCUUCGAUGCAGCAAAGGUGGAUUAUAAGAGGCAAGUGCGACCCGAGGCCUGGCUGUCCAUGGGCCCCACUCCCGGGCCUGGCCGGCUGCAGCUGGCGUGCCACGUCUCCGGCUUCCACCCCAAGCCUGUGCAGGUGACAUGGAUGCGGGGCAAGCAGGAGCAACAGGGCACCCGGCGAGGCGACAUCCUGCCCCAUGCUGACGGCACGUGGUAUCUCCGAGUGACCCUGGACGUGGUGGCCCGGGAGGCGGCCGGCCUGUCCUGCAGGGUGAAGCACAGCAGUCUAGGGAGCCAGGACAUCGUUCUCUACUGGGGACAUCACGUCCCCACGUACUUGAUCCUGCUGGCCGUGACGGUGCCCCUAGUGCUUCUCAUAGUCCUUGCGUUGUGGUUUCGGAAGCGCUGCUCCUAUCAGGACAUCCCGUGAGCUUCGUCUCCUCGCCUCCCCCAGCGGCUCCGGAGCCUCGGACAACAGACUGAUGAUACCCUUCUUUCCACCCUCCGUGUAAUUUUUUUUUCCUGUUUCUGCAUUAUGACCCCUUGUUCACACAAACUAGCUCAGUUCUGUGACUCUGUAUGGGACGCCUUGCUUGUAAUCUCCGUUUGGUCCAUAGUCCUGUGCUUUUGAAGCCCAUUCGGCUUCACAGCCUCCAGGGUGUUCCCUCAUCCGUACCCGGGAAGCCCUUCUUCAGCUCUGCUACACCGGCACCUCGUUUCUACCCCGCACGCCGUUACUCAGGUCUUUCUUCCCCUCCCAACGUGCAAGCUCCUUUGGGACAACGACCGAGACGAAGGUGCGUUUCCUGCAUGCAACAUAUGCUCAGUGAGAAUCAAACCCAAAUAACCCAUAUCCAAGUUCGAUUUCCUGACGUGGUUGCAGUAUUGGGAGGACUGACAUUUCCCUUCACGUUCCAGAGUGUCCCCAGCCCAGAAAGCCCACAUUCCUUUAGCUCCCUCAUUUUCUUCCUAACACGUAAGUGCAGCUUUGCUCCUUGCCCUCCUUACUUUGUAAAUACAAUGGGGCAACUCUCUCCAACUUACUCUAAACAAGAAGAGAGACUGAAUAGGCCACAUCUGCAGGGCAGGGGAGCAGGCAUGUUGCUGGAUGGUUAACAAAAAGGAAAAAGAGAACUGGUCCCCAGCAUUAGGAUGGGAUCAAGGCAAGGGAUGCAUGUGGAAGACAAGCCCCUAUCUAUCUCAGACACGCUCGUCUGGAUUUUGUUUCCUUUAAGUUUCAUUCACAAGCUCAAUACUUGUCAAGCACUGAACCUGAGACAGGAACACGCACCCGUAAAUCGGUGGGCGAGGAAACGGUGAGGGCCGUACCCCCCUGCCUGGAGGUACAAUGCCUACUUCUUCAGUCUACGUCCUUCGUCCUGGGUACAUCAUUUUGUUUCUUUUUAGGAAUUCUGAAUCAGUUCCAUAGAUAAGUUGACGCAUUUUACUGUAUGUAAAUGUAGAAUUUACGUACAGUAAAAUGCAUCAGUUUUAAGUGCGUGGUUCCGCUCCUUUUGAAAGACAUGUACACCCAUGCAAGCAAGACCACAAUCAAGAUGCAGCACAACUCAUCACCCUGAUAUAUCUGCACCCAUUUGCAGCUCAACUGUCAACGGGGCACCCUUGCAACUACUGGCAUGCUUACUUGUUAUAGUUAAGCUUACAUUUGUCUUUUCUAUAUUUUUUCUUUUUUUUCUUUUCUAUAUUUUUAUUAAAAUGAAAUCAUCUGUAUGUACUCUUUGUAUCCAGGUGUUUUUUCCCCCCACCUAGCAUAUGGUUGUAGGUCAGUCAACAUUCCUUGUUAUU